Molecule: messenger RNA, 1962 nt
Organism: Physeter macrocephalus (sperm whale)
Lineage: Eukaryota; Metazoa; Chordata; Mammalia; Artiodactyla; Physeteridae
Gene: PHYKPL
Product: 5-phosphohydroxy-L-lysine phospho-lyase
Exons: 14
Coding region: 295-1683 (462 amino acids)
Molecular function (GO): transaminase activity; pyridoxal phosphate binding
Source: RefSeq, a predicted model, not a curated record
CCUACAGGCCCCAGCCCCCGCGGCCUCGCACGGCCUAUCCCGGUUCCGGCGCCUCUGGCCCCUGAGUCCCCGCUGCGCGCAGCCUGUCUCGGCGGUCGAACCCCCGCCACCCCCGCAGCGUCUUAUCCACCCCCGCAGCCGCAGCCGGGUUCCUGGGAAGGCCUCGCCCAGUGGUGGCCCGCCCUCCGGACCUGGGCCCGGCUCGGGAGUGACCCAGGAAGAGACUGAAACAAUUCCUGCAGACUCUUUUUUCCUGAGGAUCCUAUUAAGAUUGUCCGGGGCCAAGGGCAGUACAUGUACGAUGAACAGGGGGCAGAAUACAUCGAUUGCAUCAACAAUGUGGCUCACGUUGGGCACUGCCACCCUCUCGUGGUCCAAGCAGCACAUGAACAGAACCAGGUGCUCAACACCAACAGCCGGUACCUGCACGACAACAUCGUGGAUUACGCACAGAGGCUGUCCGAGACCCUACCGGAGAAGCUCUGUGUGUUUUAUUUCCUGAAUUCUGGAAAAGAAAGAGUUGUCUUCGCUAACACCUGGUGUGGGACCAUGGCACUGGCUCUCCCUGACAUUCUCAGGCACCUACCCCAGACUUUCCCAAGAAGACCGGUCCUCCCUCACCCUAUCUGUCCUGGCAAAUGGCAGCACCGUCUGCGCCUCUGCUCAAGGUCAGAAGCCAACGACCUGGCCCUGAGGCUGGCGCGCCAAUACACAGGACACUGGGACGUGGUGGUAUUAGAUCAUGCUUAUCAUGGUCACCUGAGCUCCCUGAUCGACAUCAGCCCCUACAAGUUCCGGGACCUGGAUGGCCAGAAGGAGUGGGUCCACGUGGCACCUCUCCCAGACACCUACCGGGGCCCCUACCGGGAGGAUCACCCCAAUCCAGCUGUGGCCUAUGCCAGCGAGGUGAAACGUGUGGUCGGCAGCGCACAGGAGAAGGGCAGGAAGAUUGCAGCGUUCUUUGCUGAGUCUCUGCCCAGUGUGGGAGGGCAGAUCAUUCCCCCUGCUGGCUACUUCCCAGAAGUGGCAGGGCACAUCCGCAGGGCCGGAGGGGUCUUUGUUGCAGACGAGAUUCAAGUGGGCUUUGGCCGAGUAGGCAAGCACUUCUGGGCCUUCCAGCUGCAGGGGGAAGACUUUGUCCCCGACAUUGUCACCAUGGGCAAGUCCAUUGGCAAUGGCCACCCUGUAGCCUGUGUGGCCACAACACAAGCUGUGGCGAGGGCAUUUGAAGCCACCGGCGUCGAGUACUUCAAUACGUUUGGGGGCAGCCCAGUGUCCUGCGCUGUGGGGCUGGCCGUCCUAGAUGUCUUGGAAAAGGAGCAGCUGCAGGCUCAUGCUGCCUCUGUGGGCAGCUUCCUGAUGGAGCUCCUUGGACAGCAGAAAGCCAAACAUCCCAUCCUUGGGGACAUCAGGGGCGUUGGGCUCUUCAUUGGUGUGGAUCUGAUCAAAGAUGAGGCCACAAGGAUGCCAGCAACCGAAGAGGCUGACUAUGUGGUGUCCAGGCUGAAAGAAAACUACAUUUUGUUGAGCACCGAUGGCCCCGGGAGGAAUGUCCUGAAGUUCAAGCCCCCGAUGUGUUUCAGCUUGGACAACGCACGACACGUGGUAGCAAGGCUGGAUGCCAUCCUGACAGACAUGGAAGAGAAAGUGAGAAGUUGUGAGACACUGAGGCUCCAGCCCUGAGGCAGCUCUGCUGAGGGGUGUCCUCUAGGUUCACACUGUCUUUGCUGGGAGAAUCCCAUUUCCAAUGGCAAGACAAGUGUUCCAAGGUGCUCCAGAUUCGAAGUGCCCUGGGGCAGUGUCCCCACUGAGGGUGGUAACCCUCACUGUACUGUCUUCACCCCCUUGAACAGCUGCCCCAAGUAUCUGAGCCACUCCACUUUCUUUAAAGGGGCACAAGUCCUAGGGAAGGCCAAGUCAUUAAAGUAAACUAACCAAAGAUGUGGAGAGUGUGUGCUUAUG